AUGGCUGGAGUACUCCAAUUUCUUGCUGCUUCUCUAUUUCUUUAUACCCUGAUCAUAACAAUCUCCCAAUUUCAUUUCAGUACUUCUGCAAAACUCAGUGGGUUGAGCCUGAAGAUCAUCCCUAGGGACUGUCUAGAGUCUCCUUUAUAUCCUGGAAACUUGACUCGACUUGAGAGAAUAGAAAGAUUAAUCAGAUUCUCUAAAGCUAGAGCCCAAUAUUUGGAAACAAUAUCCAGUACUGUCAAUUCGACAAUAUUGGACAACAAGAACAUCCGUUUUACAUUGUUCCUUGAUAAUUUCUUAUUCGUGGUACAGGUAGGCAUUGGAUUACCAGAGAAGCUGGUGUUUUUACUUAUGGACACAGGUGGUGGCCUAAUUUGGACGCAGUGCGAACCAUGCAAGAACUAUUACAAGCAAGCAUAUCCCAUUUACAAUUCAGGUGCUUCCAUUACUUACAGGAAACUCCCUUACAACCGCCCUCUCUGUCAAGGCGACAGUGCCCGCUACCAAUGCGUCAAUGGCUAA
Messenger RNA from Juglans regia (Persian walnut), 525 nucleotides. RefSeq names its product aspartic proteinase nepenthesin-2-like. Bases 1 to 525 code for a protein of 174 amino acids. The record is from RefSeq and is a predicted model, not a curated record. NCBI's taxonomy places the organism in Eukaryota, Viridiplantae, Streptophyta, Magnoliopsida, Fagales, Juglandaceae. The transcript has a single exon. Gene Ontology annotation, cellular component: extracellular region.